AUGGCUAUCUCCUGGUUUACACGUGUCGCCUGCUUGCUGCGUCACGGCAGCAUACCCCAUCUCGUACUGGCUCUCGCCUUCAUCCAACCAGUUCUCGCAUCGGUCAAUUUUGACCAGUGCUUCGCCGCCAUCCAGAGCGGAUCCUACGGACAAGAUGGUGGGACCGACAAUCACGGAAAUCCUGUUCCCGUUGAAAAUGCCACUGCCAUCACAUACUCGCUGUGUUUAUCAGCGUGUGGUUCGGACCAGGAGCCUUUUAGUUGGUCGACUUUUUCGCAGCAGUUCAGUGCAUGGCUGCUCCCUUACCUCGCACUCGUAUCUCAGCUUCCGUUCGGCGCGAAGCACAGACUGGGAAACCUCACGUCUGUCUACCUGACUGUGGGGUCGCCUACUCUUGCCGCGUAUUCCCUGGCCCUUACCGUAUUGAACGGGCGGUGGGUCGCUGGUCGGUUUUCCAGGAUAGCAUAUCCAAAUGCCCAGAAAGCUGCUCGCAUUCUUGGCAGUCUGCAGCAAGCCCAGCUUCGUAUCUCUUACGAUGACGCUCUUCUCUCCUCCCUCGUCGUUCUGCAUGAGAACAAUGCGUGGUGGGACGAGCUCGCCGAUGCCCUCGAUUACACGCACACGUGGUCCAUCGCUGCCCUCACCCAGAUUGUCUGGGUCGUCGCCGCCUACGUAUUCACCGUGGUGCAGUCGCUGACUGACAUCAACAGUAACAUCAAUUCCAACGGGCAAGGCGUCGGCUCUGUAUGGUUAUGGCUUCUGCCCAUUGUUGGAGGGUGGCUGCAGCUGUCCCCGAAAUGUGACACUGUGAGAUUACGCCGCGCAUUCGACAAGACAAACCCUCUUCCGUUUGUUACUACUCCUACAGGAGAGGUAGUCAAGGUAUCGAGCAUAACGGAUGAAAGAGCCUUGUCAAUUGACAGCUAUGCAGACGGAUUCGUCCGUGACGGGCAUUGGUUAGCAUCGGUGACCCGCGACCAAGAGCUUAGCGCACCUAUCUUUAACUAUGCACGCUUCCUCCCUUGGGUGCAGCGCGUCGAGGACGUCGCAGCUGCUUUUCGGGCAGCGGCGAUGAGGGCCAAGAACCAUAUUCCCGUCUCUGGGCAGCUGUGGACGCUGUCGGAGGACGGAAGCAUUCACAGAAACAACAGAACAGGCACUCUCGCGCAGGUGAUGGCCUACACCGAACCGCCCGUGUACAUGCGAAGGUCUCACUGGGGCCAGGGCGUGUUCACGCGGAUGUUUAUCGCGUCCGUGCUGGCGCUCUCGCUGCAGUGGGGCACGACGGGUGCGGCUGUCAUCGUCGUCUGGUUCACACCGACGAUUGGACUGGGCUGUCGCUCGGGCGCGUACCUUAUCUACGGGAUAGUGUCGACCAUGGUCUGGCUCAUCCUCAUCACCUCAAGCGCACUAGCGCACCACGCGUCGCCGCGCUCGUACCACGCAAGCAGCCCUCUAGCCAACAUGCGUUCCGUGCGCCUCGCGGGCAUGCUCGCCAUCGCGCUCCGCCGCGUCGGCAAGACGCUCGCGUUCAUGAACGCCGUGUGGAUCGUGCUCGCGUGCGUGUUCCAGUUCAGCAACGUGUUCGACCGGUGCUACUGCAACAGCAGCGUUACCGGGCUCGGGCGCAAUGCCUACGACGUCCUCGUGAACACCGAGACCGACCUGGUGCGGAUGCGGCUCGCGUGGGCGGCGGGCGUCGCGUUGGCAUCUUUUGUCGCUCUUGCGUUCUCGUUCUUUGUGAAUUUGAUCAAAGAUCCGGAGGACGAAGGGUGGUUUAGUGUGUGA
Messenger RNA from Sparassis crispa, 1788 nucleotides. RefSeq lists its product as hypothetical. Bases 1 to 1788 code for a protein of 595 amino acids. The transcript has 2 exons. Lineage: Eukaryota; Fungi; Basidiomycota; Agaricomycetes; Polyporales; Sparassidaceae. The record is from RefSeq and is a predicted model, not a curated record.